Molecule: messenger RNA, 1665 nt
Organism: Didymodactylos carnosus
Lineage: Eukaryota; Metazoa; Rotifera; Eurotatoria; Philodinida; Philodinidae
Source: the annotation of a GenBank genome assembly
AUGUCAAUGUCCGUGCCGACAUAUCGAUCUCAUUCAACUACAUUCACAAGACAAAAUAUAACGGCUGUACCAACAUCGGAUAAAAAUCGUAUAAAUAUGACCAAUGACAAACGUAACACAAGUUUCCUUGUGCCCGUCCCACCAUCACCGAGAUUAAUCAACAGUUCGUCUACAGCACAAGAUGGACAUCAGCAGUUUCGUUACUCUCAAAUUCCGCCUACGACGUCUCUACCAUCUAUAUCCUCGACAUCUUCAACUGGGAUAACAUCUAAACCACGUUCGAUGACAUCACCUAAAGCACGUCUACAAUCUAUUGAUGACGCUGAUUCAGAAGAAAAAACAAAUCCAAAAUUGUACAUGUUUAGUAAUCGUCCUCGAGUAUUAAAUCUUCAACAGCAACAGCAAAGUAAAUAUCUUUCAUGUCGAAUACGCUCUCGUGUGUCAUCCGCGCCAGAUGAAAACAGUCUACAACAACCAUCUCCGCCAUCAUCAGCAGUCGCACAAAAACCCUCGUCAGCUAAUGGAACUAUACAACCACAACAACAGACUCGUCCAACACGUGGUGGUAGUGCUACAACGUCGAAUCAUUCGUAUCGAAAACUCUCCACAAAUAAAACUGACGAAAACCAUUUCCAUCCUGGCAAUAAUGAACAACUCAACACAACCCAUAGAUAUCGUCUGGUUAAAGUUGAUAAAAAACAUCAGCAGACAGAUCUCGCACAACAAACGCGUUCAAAAGUGCCAGAUGCUGUUCAAAAACGUCGAAUGCUGGUGCUAUUCCGAACAAAGCCAACUCAGAACGUAUCUACUAAUGAACACCGUUCAUUAUCGCAACAGUAUAAAAAAGAUUACUUGUCAGCAACAUCGAGAAGCAGUAUGAAUAAUUCGUCAAAUAUACUCAAGCAAAGCACCCACUCACCAGAUUUAAGACCGCAUUUAGAGCAACGGAAAAUAUCGGUGGUGCAACAACCAUUAGUUAUUGCUAAUACAAUUUCAACCUGGCAACAGUCGUCAUCAUCUUCUUCUUCUUCAUCGUCGGUACCAUCACAAUUACCUGUUCAAAAUCAAUUGAUUGAUCAAGAGCAAGGUAUCGAUACUCUCAAUAAAAACGGAGUAUUUGAAUUUGGAUCAAAAGCUGAAUUUAUGGAUUCAGAUGGCAUGAAAGCAAUGCUUAUUGAUAUUAACAAGCUCGAUGGUGAUGAUUUUACUGAUUCACUAUUAAAGACAACGCCCAAAACUGAUAAUCAAAUAUAUUCACCCACACGUCAACAAACAAAACGUUUAGAUCCAACAAAAUAUGAAUAUAUUGUUGAUAAUUCUCUUGAUAAUACAACAACAACAUUAAAAGUAUCACCUCGACCAACAAUUCAUUUCUCAUCACAAUACAGACAUGAAAUGAGACUAAGUUCAAAUACAAAAGCACCACAAUUAUUAUCAUCGAUUGUCACAGACAGUGGAAGCCAAAGUGAUAAUCUAGGACGAACAUUAACAUUACGAUUAAACACAACAACAAUGAAAAAACAAAAUUCAUUAGACGAUGUUGACCCAUUAGAAGACGAGAACGAAGAUGAUGAAGAUGAACAAAUUGCAUUAUGUUAUGAUGAAAUAUUAAAUUGUUACUAUGAUCCAGAGACAAAGAUUUAUUAUGAAUUACAAUCAACAUAA